Messenger RNA from Aedes albopictus (Asian tiger mosquito), 895 nucleotides. RefSeq names its product antigen 5 like allergen Cul n 1. The record is from RefSeq and is a predicted model, not a curated record. The coding region runs from base 40 to 807 and encodes 255 amino acids. The transcript is spliced from 5 exons. Lineage: Eukaryota; Metazoa; Arthropoda; Insecta; Diptera; Culicidae.
UCGAAGAUUACAGUAGUACUGAUUCCUCUGUUUUCAAUAAUGCAUAACGUUUAUUUAUUAAUCGCAAUUAUAGUGGUUAAUUCAGCUCCUUCCUUCGGGAAAAGUAAAGACUAUUGCAGUGCUGCAUACAAAAAGAUAUGCGAAUAUAAGGGAGAACAUGUUGGAUGUCGACCAAAAGACUUUUCGCACUAUCCCUCGUGCAGUAAUCAGCAUCCGAAGAUAAUAUCCAUGAAAUCGAACUACAAAAAGUUUAUUCUUAAGCGUCAUAAUGAGCUCAGAAAUAAAUUGGCCAGUGGAACCAUGACUUCAACUCAUGGGAUGUUCCCCAGUGCUAUGAACAUGCCGGAAUUGAAAUGGGACGAUGAAUUGGCAAAGCUUGCCGAACACAAUGUCAAACAAUGUACAAUGAACCACGAUCGCUGUCGAAGCACAUUAAAAUUUCCUGAUGCUGGUCAAAAUAUCUACUACUCGUCAUGGUCUCAAAAAAGACCAAAGGAUAAGACAAACCUAAUUGGGGAAGCAAUCCAAGCAUGGUGGGAUGAACAUAAGGAUUUUUACAUCAACGAAGUCGAUAAAUAUGAAGGCCAAAGUAGAGGGGUACUACAUUUCACCGCAAUGGCAGUCGAUUAUCAAACCCAUGUUGGAUGUGCCAUUUCGGAAUAUGACUACGCCGGCAGCGGAGACACGUUUCUGAUGACAUGCAACUAUUCGUCGUGGACCUGGAUGAGUAAACCAAUAUACCAAAAAGGUCGUGCGUGUUCCAAGUGUAAAAAAUGCGACAAGACUUACAAAUCUUUGUGUGAUUAGAUGCAGUUAAUUGAUCACAGGAACAUGAUGGGUCUUGUUAAAGAUUUGGAAAAUAAAAAUGGCAUUAUCAAACCUGUUUACACAAAAA